Neurospora crassa OR74A is the source of this 991-nucleotide messenger RNA. RefSeq lists its product as hypothetical. Lineage: Eukaryota; Fungi; Ascomycota; Sordariomycetes; Sordariales; Sordariaceae. The coding region runs from base 425 to 904 and encodes 159 amino acids. The record is from RefSeq and is a predicted model, not a curated record. The transcript has 4 exons.
CCUUUAUCUUGUGUGCCUUGACCCAAAGUCCCUCUCCUCCACACGGUCUUGUUGAGGCCAAGCUCCAUCUUGCAAUGUUGACUUUGUAGCAGUACAAAGGGAAAAUCACUGGCCCUAGACCUUCAGUUUUCCGUCGGACAGCACAGACCAAAGACAGCUGAAGGUGUGUACGCGGAGAGUGGAAGUGGCACCAAUCAGUUUACACCGAGAUCGGUCCUACAAAGAUCUUGACACUCGUUGCCUUGUCAGUUGCGUGUAGGUGAGAAAGAUGAAGGAGUGGGUAAAAAUCAUGAUGAAUUCGAAGCAUAAUAAGCUCCCCGGGAGCCGUCUUUGCUGUGGUUUUAUUUCGGGAAGGCUUUUGACAGAUUGGAAAGAACCGCAAAUCGUGGAAUUUUGACAAGAACUCUCCGAAACAGUACCCAUAAUGGAGAUCCUCCCCAGGCUUUUGUUUGCAGCACUGCUAUUUUGGGGUGCGGUCCAUGGACUGGUCAUUGAACCUGUUGGGGGCCUGGACAGUGUCGAGCCCACGGGACAUAACGAAACCGCCUUCGGAGGAUGCACACGCUGGUAUAUGACACCAGGAACCCACCCCCUCGACAUGGACUUCUUAGCAGAAUGCCAGACGGAAGAUGGUUCGUAUCUGAAGUCACGACAAUAUCUCGGACAGUGCAUCGCCAACGUCGAUGGUUAUCUGAUCAUGCAAGACAAUGGAUGGUUUGGUAAUACCUGCGGUGAUUGCUGGCUCAGUCCCGACCCCAAAGGGAAGUUGGGUAUGUUUACAUGGCUUCACUGCAGCUGUUAUGAUGGCGAGAAGUGGGGAGACACCUACAUAAAUCUUGAUGGUAUUAUCAGCAAUUUUCAUGGUUUGCUCAGUUGCCUCGGUCACGUUGCGGUACCGGCCUGAUGGGAGGGAAGUAUGUGGUGGGCUGGGGUGUCUGUGGAGUUUAGAGCCACCAAGAGUUCUGGCUUUUAGGUCUUGUUUGGAUAGUGG